Messenger RNA from Monopterus albus (swamp eel), 950 nucleotides. Its product is annotated as myosin-10-like. Lineage: Eukaryota; Metazoa; Chordata; Actinopteri; Synbranchiformes; Synbranchidae. The record is from RefSeq and is a predicted model, not a curated record. Bases 15 to 614 code for a protein of 199 amino acids. The transcript is spliced from 2 exons.
AACUGGAGGCAAAGAUGUUAGCCACCAGAAGUGCCCAGGCCUCCCAGAAAGCCCAGCUGGAGAAACACAGAGUGGAGACAAAAAGGAUUGGUGCUGUCCUCAGAAAGGCAUAUGCUCUGCAGACGGAGUACAGCCGCUUGCUGGAAGAGAAGAACUCCCUGGUGGAGAACAUGGAAAAAUCCAGAGCCUCCUAUGAGGUUGACAUUGACAAUUUAAAAAAGGACAAUAACCAGCUGACAGCUGCUGUGACGGAUGCAGAGAGACAGAUGAGGACUAAACAUCUCCAGUGGCUCAAUGAGAGAUUUUCCCUCCUGGACAAACUUGAAAAAUCCCAAAACAACUUUCACAACUUCCAACUGAAACUCAAGGAAGAAAAAGAGGCCCUCCAAGUUGUGGAAAAAGAGCACCGCCGCUUGCUGCAGGAAAAACAGCUGGAGUUGGAGUCAACAGAGCGCUAUAUGAAGGGUGAGCUGGAAGAGCACCGCCGCUUGCUGCAGGAAAAACAGCAGGAGUGGGAGUCAAAAGAGUGCUGUUUGAAGGGCGAGCUGGAAGAGAUCAAGAACCAGCUUUCUCAAAAGACAAAGAAGAAGAAGUGGUACAGAAGAUUAAUCUAAUCUAAUCCUGACUCCACAAUGGCUCCACAAUUCCACGAUCAGCAAGAUAAAAUGAAAUCAGAUAAUUUUGUACUUUUACAGAAAAAGUAAAUGGAGGGCCAGCUGAAACAUCUUCAUCCACACAGACUGUAACCCUUGCAUUUUGUUCAGUUAUUUCUCUUCUUAUGUGCAAUAAGAAAAGUAACAUCAUUUAAAUAAUGUAUUAUUUGGUCUGUUAUUAAUAAGAAUUUAAGAUGCACGAUAGUAAUAAGUGUUUUGAGUUUACUUUAGAAGCUUAUAGUUGUAGAUUAUAAGCUGUCACAAAGUGGUGCCGUUUUAAACAACCCUUUGAUUAAU